Salvia splendens (bonfire salvia) is the source of this 1081-nucleotide messenger RNA. RefSeq lists its product as uncharacterized. Bases 328 to 729 code for a protein of 133 amino acids. Lineage: Eukaryota; Viridiplantae; Streptophyta; Magnoliopsida; Lamiales; Lamiaceae. The transcript has 2 exons. The record is from RefSeq and is a predicted model, not a curated record.
AUACUCCACCUGCUUACACGUAAUGCAAUUGUGGCUUCCUUUUAGCCAUGAAGAACACAAUGUUAAUUCAAAAGUCCACCACUAAUCUUCAAGUUGAUGAUGCACCUGCUCAUCACCUACUCAUCAUCUCCAACAAAGCUAUUCUUAACUUUUAAGUAAUUGAGUUUACUAAUCAACAAGCGGAACAAUACUUUUUGGUGUCUAACUCUCCACCAGAAAACCAAUUGAAGAUCGACAUGGCUACCUUGGCGGCCGACCUUGCCAUGGAUUCAACUAUUGAACCGACGGAUUCCAUCUCUUUUGUGGGAUCGCUUUAUCCAGGAACUGAUGAAGCGUUUCGGGGAUAACAUAGCACUAGACGAGUAUGAAGCCUUUGCGGCCGUCCGCCACGACAGUUCUCUCACUGUCGCUACUUUUGAGGCCCGCCUCUUUCAGAUACCUGACCUCUCCAACCACCAGUAUCUUGGGUUUUUUCUAGCAGCGCCGCGUCCGGAUAUCCGUAUGCAUAUGAAGGCAGCAAAUAUCACGAAUUACUCUGAUGCAGUUCAGUUGGCACUCCGCAUUGAUCAUGUGGCUACAGGAUCGUUGCGCCCUUCCGUCCGUCGUUUUCUGAAUGUGUCUUCAGAGGAAUACCGAUGGCACAUCGUGGUUAAGAUCAACCGUCCCCUUCCCUCUAUCAUCACUACUAUUCCCCAACUAACCAAUUCCCCAAAUUUGGAAAUUGGUUGAGGUCUAGCAGCCAUGCCACUUGCUCAUCUUCUUCAUUUCCUACUGCUUCAUCUCCUUCAUUAUGUAUUGCUCCAUCUUCUUCUUGAUUUCUUACUGCUUCUUUAUUGUGUACUGCUCCAUCUUCUUCUUGAUUUCCUACUUCUCCAUCUUCUUCAUUAAGCACUGUUCCUUCUUCUUGAUUAUGCAUUGCUCCAUCUUCUUGAGUUUGUACUGCUACAUUGCUUCAUCUUCUUGAUCAUGCACUGCUCCUUCUUCUUGAUCAUGUACAGCUCCAUCCUCUUGAUUCUCUGCUGCUCCAAUUUCUGGAUUUGGAUUGGAAUCAUAUCGAUGAUGCAAUUUUUCUAACAUAGGA